AGAUUGAUUGCCAAACAAUGACCGAGUGAAACAAAGCACGUAUGGAGAACACGGAGGAGAUACUCCAGGCUCUUUUUAUCGGCAUCUCAGUCGCGUCGGUUUUACUACAAACAUGUCGAUACAGAAAGGCUAUCGAGUUAUUUACUGAAUGCUUGGAGUUUCUGAAUCAGUGCACGUCGAAGUUAGAAGCCGAAGUAUUAAAGCGCCUUUCGGCACUUGUCUACAGCAGGUUAUCUUACAUUUAUUUCCAUAUUGGAGAUUUUAAGAAUGGCUUUGAAAACAUAGAAUUAGCAAAAGCUAUGUAUCCCCAGAUGGGUGGCAAUGAAUGUACAGCCGAAGAUCUCGACAGACCUCAUAACGAGCACGUAUCCAAGGCCCAUGACUCACCGGGUAAAGAGGAAGAUGAAGAAGUUAUUAAAAUUUUAUCAUUGGCCAGGAAUGUUGGAGACAAGGUAAAGGAAGCAUGUGUUCUAAACAUGUGUAGUCAAAUGGCUCUUUCUCGUUUCGAAUACUUCAAAGCCAGACCCCUUUUAGAAAGAUUAGCUGAAUUGUAUGGUGACUUUGGGGACAGGAAACAAGAGAGACUUACAUUCGAUCGCCUUGGUGAUCUGUGUAAGUCACUUGAGGAAUACGACCAGGCACAAAAAUACCAUGAAUUGGUCUUGCUUAUGGCGGAGGAAGAUGAAGACACCUACAUGCAAGGGGCAGCCACUGGUAAACUUGGGACUUUAUAUAACUUACGCAGAGACUAUGUCAAAGCAAAAGACCUGCGCAAGAAGGCACUAGAAAUAAGUGUGAAAAUCGGAGACAAGGAAGGAGAAAUAAUUGAUAACAGAUUCCUCUCUGGUGUGUUGCUCAAUCUUGAUGAAUUCAAAGAGGCUCGAGACUGCUGCCUAAAGGCACUAGCCCUUAGUAAAGAAAUUGAUGACAAAAACCAGGAGGCUUCAGCAUACAGUGAUCUGGGUGAUGUCCAUAGAAAGUUGAAAGACUUUGAAAUGGUGGAGCACUGCCACAAGAGAGCUAUAGAACUAUACGAAGAAACUGGAGACUUAGAAAAUGAAGAAAGUGAAAACAGUCGACUUGGAGAUCUUUACCGUUUUCUUUGUAAGUAUGACCUGGCACUUAAAUGCCAUGAAAGAAGUCUUAUCAUAACGAAAACAACUGGUGAUAAAAGAGGAGAAGCUACGCAAUAUUGUAAUCUUGGGGCUGUUUAUAAAGAUCGCGGAGAUUUUCCCAUGGCUAAGGAAUGCGGUGAGCAGGCGCUUGCUAUCAGCACAGACGCCAAUCAUGUAAGGGGGCAAGCAAUUGACUACGGCAAUCUCGGAGUUAUCCACCAGCAUUUUGGUGACUACAAAACGGCCUACAAACUCCACCAAAAAGCACUGGAGAUUAAAAUUCGAAUCGAUUUCAAGGAAGGAAUGCCUGCAGAGUACCAUCAUCUUGGUUGCUGUUGUGAGCACCUUGGUGAGUAUGCAAAGGCAAAGGAGUUUUGGCAUAAAGGACUUGACAUCGCCAGAGAUAUUGGCGAUAGUCCGAUUGAGUCAAAUAUCAUCGCUAGUUUUGCAUCUGUGGAGCAAACUAUUGGCGAGUAUGAAAAUGCAAAAGCUCAGUUUGAGGAGGCGCUGCGUAUCAGCGAAGAAGACAAAGACCUCAAGAGACAGGUAUCUCUGACCAGCAAUCUCGGACAAAUUGCGCAUUCUCUUGGUGAUAUACCUAAGGCCAAGGACCUUUUCGAAAGAUCCUUGCAAACGCUGAAACAAAUUGGAGAUAAAGGAGGAGAGAGCACUGCUUUGUCAAACCUUGGAAUGCUUUAUAAUUCACUGGGUGAAUAUUCUAAGGCGAUAGAAUACAACCAACAGGCUCUUGCCAUUUCACGGGAAAUAAACGACAGAGAGGGAGAAAUGAUAUUAAACAGCAACUUGGGACAGCUCUACUUGUUGCAGAAAGAAUUUAAGAAAGCUUCUGAUUGUUUUAGUACGGCACUUUCAAUCUCUCAAUUAAUAAGUAACUCAAGAGGAGAAAGCCUCAGCUACUGCAACAUGGCAUUGCUGUGUUUAACUAGAGACGAUACACCAAGAGCUUUCUUGUACCUCUCAGCAAGCAUAAAGACCCUGGAAAAAACGUUGGUAUUACAUGGAGAAACCGAAACUUUUCAGAUAGGCUUUGCACACCAGCACAAUGACCCCUAUCGAUUAAUGGUUGUCGUCCUCCUUAAACUGGGAAGUGAUGAUCAAGCUUUGUCAGUGUCAGAACUUGGACGUGCAAGAUCAUUGGCAAAGCGAAUGGAAACUCAAUAUUCAGCGCAACCUUUACCUGGUUUUGAUCCACUGCGAUGGCUUGAUCACCGAAACAUUGUCCAAAAGAAAUCUUGCACGUGCCUAUCAUUUUACUUUUUUGGCGAAUUUCUUUUUUACUGGAUUUUAAGGGCUAACAUGAAGACAACUUGCAAGAAGAUGUCACUGAGACAAUGGCUUUCAGCGGACAAUCAACCUAAAUGUACCUCCAUUCAAGAUACGUUAGAGAAUCUGGUGAAUGAGUGUUACAGAAGGUUGAUGCUUUUGCCGGAAGAACGAUGUGAAGAUCGCUAUUUGGUCCUGGAUGAGGAGACAAGAUCGCCAACCAAUUCUGAAGAAAGCCAACAACCUCAAGAAAGUUCCAAUACUUACCAAUUCAAAGAAAAGAAUGAAGGAGGAGCAAAGGAGGAAUCACCCCUCAAAGGGUUAUACAAAGUCAUUAUAGCUCCUGUGGCUGAUCUUCUUGAAGGAUCUGAGAUAGUUGUUGUUCCUGAUCGUUCACUAUACAGAGUUCCAUUUUCUGCAUUGAUGAACGAGCAAGGCGAAUUUCUGGCAGAAAAGUUCAGGAUUCGUUAUACUCCAUCUUUGACGACUCUCAAGCUGAUCCAAGACAGUCCUGCAGAUUAUCACAGCGAGACAGGAGUUCUCCUUGUUGGCGAUCCUGAUGUUGGUACACUUGAUCGAUUACCAUGUGCUAAAGAAGAAGUUGAGAUGAUUGGAAAUAUUCUUAAUGUUCAACCCUUAACUGGUAAAGAAGCUACCAAGGAAGCGGUACUACAGAAGAUACACUCUGUAAGUCUCAUUCACAUUGCUGCACACGGUGAAGCUGAGAGAGGUAAUAUCGCAUUAGCUCCAUCCAACCGUGAGAAGGACGACUUUCUGUUAUCAAUGGCCGAUAUCUCAGCAGUCAGAUUGCGAGCCAAGCUGGUGGUGCUAAGUUGUUGUCAUAGUGGAAAAGGCCACAUCAAAGCUGAAGGAGUUGUUGGAAUAGCUCGAGCCUUCUUAGGAUCUGGCGCUCGCUCAGUGUUGGCAUCUCUCUGUGCUGUGAACGACGAAGCAACAAUGGAGUUCAUGAAGCAAUUCUACGAGCACUUGGUGGAUGGGAAAAGUGCCAGUGAAUGUCUUCAUGAAACCAUGAAAUGGAUGAGGGAGAACCCUAAGUACUCGGAAGUGAGAAAGUGGGCACCAUUCGUGCUGAUUGGAGAUGAUGUGUCAUUCAAAUUCGCCAAGUAAAUUGAAAGAAACUCUUUCCUCGCUGAAAGAUCGAGAAAGUGUCAUGUGUCUCAACACGAUAAACUGUGACCGAUGUUGCUGUUAUGAAGGAACUCGGAGAGGAAAUACAAGUUCAGCUGACCGAUACCUUUGUUUCAGUAGACUUUUAAUUUUGUAGUUUUUAAUCAUAAGUUUUAUUAGAAGUGAUCUUCCGUUGACAACGUCUCUGUAGUAUGCUCAGUAGAGACCUUAAGGAGGCUCGAAAGGGUUUUCCACAAUUAACAGCAAGUGCCAAUCAGUAAUAGAUAUCAGAACUGUCAAACUUAUCAUCGGGAUAAUGACUUGACAUAUGCUUAACACUAUGUUAGGACAAUCUUUUAAGGGGGCUCCUCAGGCAUCAUCUGUUGCCAUGGCGACAAUACAGUAAUGCUAAAAGACCUUCUAAAACUCAGUUUUUGAAAGAUAUCUCAAAUACCAAGUCGGUGACCUAGUUUUUUUUUCCAAAUUUAUUUAACAUCAUCACAUUCUCUAUCUGCAUACGUGAUAUAAAAAGAACUAACAAGUAGAACUUGAAUCAUUUAGGAAAAUGCUGUUUUAAAAUGUAAAAAAAAUUCCACUAGAUAAAGUUUUUUAAA
Messenger RNA from Stylophora pistillata, 4141 nucleotides. RefSeq lists its product as uncharacterized. Gene Ontology annotation, molecular function: protein binding. Lineage: Eukaryota; Metazoa; Cnidaria; Anthozoa; Scleractinia; Pocilloporidae. The record is from RefSeq and is a predicted model, not a curated record.